CGUGCAUUUAAGUCACCCAUGGCUCGUUCAGACAGAUUGUUGAAGCCAGCACCACAGUGUCUUCCUGUGAGACUUGGGGCUGGCGAGGGCGCCUGGGGAGGGGGGCUCGUAUUGACCCCCUUUCUCUUCUCCUCAGACACUACCACGCGUCUCCUGCUGGGUGCCAUUGCAGUCCUCCUGUUUGCCAUCCUCGUGGUGAUGAGCAUCUUGGCUUCCAAGGGCUGUAUCAAGUGCGAGGCGCCCUGCCCCGAGGACUGGCUGCUGUACGGCCGGAAGUGCUACUUCUUCUCCGAGGAGCCCCGGGACUGGAACACUGGCCGGCAGCACUGCCACUCCCACGAGGCUGCGCUGGCGGUGAUUCAGAGCAAGAAGGAGCUGGAGUUUAUGUUCAAGUUCACCCGGAGGGAGCCCUGGAUUGGCCUGCGCAGAGUGGGGGAUGAAUUCCACUGGGUCAACGGGGACCCGUUUGACCCAGACACAUUCCCCGUCUCGGGCCCGGGGGAGUGUGUCUUCGUGGAGCCCACCAGGCUGGUGUCAACGGAGUGUCUGCUGACCCGGCCCUGGGUGUGCAGCAAGAUGGCCUACACGUGAGCUGGGGCAGACCACAGGGGCUGGACCUGCCUGCCCCGGGCUCCUCCCCAGAUGCAGCUGUGAGGAGGGUGGGCGGGCCCCAGGCCCCUCUCCUCGCCAGGCUCCAGGUCUCCUGGGCCCCAGGCAGGUCCUGUGGCUCAGCGGCGAAAUCCCACAUGCUCAGUAGUAUAGGCGCGUGUCCCUUCUUCACGCACACGCACACACACACACACGUGUACAUACACGCGCACGCACACAGGCUCCGCAAACUCAGAGUCCUCCCUCAGCCGCCCAGCAAGUCCUCCUGUGGCCCGGCCUGGAAACUGCCUUCCUCGUGCGACCCCGGUGCUUUGAGGAAGGAUGGGGCGGACGCAGAUGGCAUUACUGUGGGCACAGCCAGGCCCGCCCCUCCCGGGACACGGGGAGGGAAGGCUCUCCCCGCUGGGGCCGGCCACUCGCACCCUCUUUGCCUUGCCCGGGGCCUCAGGCAGCCCCUGUGUAUCUGUGGUGCUCUUGUACUGGUCACUGAUGGAAUAAAGAACGACUGGCCUCCAGA
This is a messenger RNA of Condylura cristata (star-nosed mole), 1126 nucleotides long. It is a transcript of the gene CLEC2L, whose product is annotated as C-type lectin domain family 2, member L. Bases 19 to 591 code for a protein of 190 amino acids. NCBI's taxonomy places the organism in Eukaryota, Metazoa, Chordata, Mammalia, Eulipotyphla, Talpidae. The transcript has 4 exons. The record is from RefSeq and is a predicted model, not a curated record.